AUUUCAGUGGAACAGUUAGAAGAAACUGAAUUUGGAAGCCUGGUUGGACAGGGCUCACAAGAAUAAGAACUGAGGACACAAACCUAUGAUCCUAUCAUGUCUGAAUCACUAAGUGAAAUUUCUAGCAAUCUGGACACUCUGGAGGCCAGCGAUGAGGGAAAGAAGAAAUCCAAAUUAAAAUCCUUGAAGAGCCUUUUUGUCAAGAAGAAGAGAAAAGAGACUGAAGAUCCUGAGGAACACAGGAUGUUAAGGCCAAGCUUCUCCAGCAGCAGUCUCACCAUCUCUUCUCUGGAACUAAUCCAGGAAGGUGAAUCAACUGUCGCUAGAAGCAAGAGCAGCAUGGGGAACAAAGCCCUAUCCCAUGAGAGCAUCUUCAUGUCAGAUACUGAGCUUGAAAUUUCAGCAAGUGAAAUAAGCUCUUCUAGAAAGUUCCGAAGAAGCAAAACUCUGCGGCGAUCUAAGGCUUUCAAAAUUCUGACUAGAAGCAGAGCUGUGUCUGGAUCUACACCUCGAUAUGUGCCCAGAAGCGGAGUCUGGGUUGCAGAUUCCAAGAUCACUGAGAUCCCACCACUGCAUCCAUGCCAACGCAGCCUCAGCCCACCUCUUAUCCAAUCUGACAAAAUUUCUAAGGAAUUUGAAGAGUUCUCUGUUGAUGAUGAGUUACCUGACAGCCAAGAAAUGAAGGUUUCGUCACACAAGCUCUUGACAGCAAAGAAGAGUUUCUCUGAAUCAUCAUCUGGAUCUGAUCACUCACAGCCUUCAACUGAGUGUGCCUCUGCCAGCAGUGACCAGCAGCUGGCUGGUUUCAGCACCCAAGCCACCAGCCAGAGCUGCUUGGACUCUUCAACUGCUCAACGCAAGAUGGCUUUAAACUCCCAGAAACAACAAAAGAAAAGUCUUCAAGCCACUGUGGAAGCAAAUCAGGAGGAGCCAAACCUUUCAGUGGUUUCUGAAGGAGCAAAGAGUCCAACCAAAGUCAAAGAAAUUAGCCCGAAGAAGGUGAAAAUAGAAAGUGAAGACCCCUCAGACCGGGAACAGAUUGACCAUACCAGAAUUUACCAUCAACAGGAAACAGAUAAGCCUAAAAACGCUAAUGCUGCUGGAAACCUGAGAAACCCAGCGUCAGCGGCACACGGCAGAAGACGUAAAAGAACAGGAACAUGUGCUUCAGCAACAAAUCAACAUGGACUUAAAGGAAGAAGCUUUAUACAAUUCAGUAAAAUUCAUGGCCUAGACAACAGAGCCAUGUCCUCAUCCACCAAUAAGACUGCCAGGGGUGGCCCUUCCUGGCACCUGCCCUCAGAAAAGCAAGCUGUGGAGCACCCGGCAACUUUACAAGCAGAAAUCACUACCCCUCUGGAGAUGCUUUCAGAUAAAAGUGAUGUGAGCAAAGAUGCUAGUGUAGAUUUUGAAGCCAAAAAAGCAUUAGCACCACAGCUCAUACCUGAACACACGCAAAAGUCUAUGGUUAGUGGCCCACAACCAAACCAUGAAGAUGGGGCUACUGUAACUGAAAAGAUAGAACCCAGAAGUCUUUUGCCAAUGGUGGGAAGUCCUUCCAGAACCCAAAAGAAGGCCUUUCAUUUAGUGACAACAGAGGCUCAGGUGCUUAGGGAUCCUUCUCCUGGCCAGUCAGAAGAGGAAGAAGCUUCCCACCUUGGUUUGCAAAAUGACCACUCUGAAACAGAGAAUGUCCCAACUAUCUGCAAAGAAAAGCCUCCAGGAAAUGUUCUCCAGGACUGCACAGUGAGCUUUUCAGGUACGACAAAUGCCACAGCAAAGGAGGGAGGCAUUUCUAUGGAGAAGCCUAAAACUGAAAAUGUCUCUCCAGAUUCAAAGGGUGCAUUAGAGAAAGGGAGUGAUUCUGAGAAGCAGCCAGGCACUGAGCAUUCUUUCCAGUCCUUGAAGAAACCUAAAGACAAACAAGCAGUCUUCCAAGAAUCCAAAAAUUUAGUUGUGGAAUUGAGCGGUGUGGAGCAGCAGCGGUCUCUUGGAUAUUCUUCCCAGGUCUUAAGAAAGCCUGAAGCUGAAAAAGGCUCUUCAGAGUCAGAGAGUACUUCUAAUAGGAAGAGUGGUUCAAAGGAAGUGCAUCCUGCUCACGCUUCCCAGUCCUCAGGGAAGCAUAAAGGAAUCUUCUCAGAAUCAAAUAGUUUUGUUGCAGAGCAGCUGGCUCCCAAAUGUCCCUCCGAAGCAGUACUGGAGCCUGAGAAUAAAGAAAUCUCCACAGAGUCAAAUAGUUAUGUUAAAAAGUACAACAGUGCUGAGGUCUGGCACAGCUCAGAGGAAGGCCUACCUCUCAGAUCCCCUAACCAGGCCUUGAAAAAAUCUGAAGAUGAGCAAGAUGUGCCCUCAGUUCCAGAGAAUGCUUGGAAAGAGCGGAUGCUUUCCAAAUGCCCUACUCAGUCCGUUGUGAGGCCUAUUGUUCAGCAGCACAUCUCCUCCAGUUCAGUGAGUGUUUGUGCAAGACAGCAUGGUUCUGUGGAGCCAGUGACUCCCAGCCACCGUUUCCAGCCAUGGGUAAAAUCUAAACUUGUGCGAUUUGUCUCUGCAGGUCAAGACAGUGCUGUGGAGUGGGGCAGUUUUACAGAACCACUGCCUCACAAAAAGACUUCAAACUACCUAAUGAAUCCUAAAGUUGAGCAAAAAUCCCCCUCGGGUCCAAAAAUUACAUCUGUGAAAGAAGUUUCUAUGGAAGUGUUGCCUUCCAGAUAUUCUCAGCCCCCGACAAGAGCAAUAGUUGAGCAAGAAGCCUCUGAAUAUCCAGAUAGCACUCAUGUUGAGCGGAGAAUUUUUGUGGCCCCGAGGCAUCCCUCACACCCUUUCCAGCCAUGGAUGAGCCCUCAAGUAGAAAAACAAGUUUUCUCAUCUCCAGAAAAGGGGGGCAUUUUUGUGAAGCCACUGCCUGCUGGACAUCUUCCUCAGCCCUCGAAGAGCCGUGCAGUCCAACAAAGCAUGUCAUUAGGUUCAGAGAGUGUUGCUGCUGACGCCAUUUCUGUGAAGCCACGGUACAGCAAAUACUCUCUCCCAAGUCCUCAAACCCAACCAGUCUGCUCAGAAAACACUGCUGUCGAACAGGGCACUUUUGUGGAGCAACUGCCUCGUGGACACCAUUGUCAGCCUUUGGUGAAGCCUAAAUUCCAGCCACAGAUGAGCCUAGACUCAGCAAGCACGUCUGCACAAUGGGGCAGUGUUGUGGAGGCACUGGCUGCUAGACACACCCGCAAGAUAUGGAUGUGCUCUGAAUGUAAGCAGCAAGUUUCUGUGGGUCCAGAGAGCACUCAUGAUGAGUGGUGCAUUUCUAAGGAGUCAAUGCUGCCCAGACACCCUGGGCAGCCAUGGCUGAAACCUACAUUUGAGCAAGUCUCUGCAGGUCUAGAGAAUGCUGCUACUGAGUGGAACAUUCCUAUGGAUCCACAGCCUCCCAGAGUGCCUUCUCGGCCCCUAAGGAAGUCACAAGUCAAGCAACCAGUCUUCACAGGCUCAGUGAGUACUUCUGGACCACGGACCAGUUCUGUGGAGCAAAUGCCUCCCAAGCACCUUUUCCAGCCAUGGGUGAGCUCUACACUUCAGCCACAAGUCUCUGUAGGUCUGGAGACCACUGCAACUGAGGGGAGCAUUUCGAAGGACUUGAAGCCUUCUACAUACUAUUCUCAGUCUCUGACGAGACCAACAAUCAAGCAAGAAGUCUCAGAUUCAAUGAGUGCUUCUGAAGAACGCAGUGCUGCUGUGGGACCAAUCUUGUCAAGACACACUUUCCAGUCACGGGCAAACCCUAAACUUGAGCAACAAGGUUCUGCGGGUCCAGAGAGUGUUGCUAUCGAAAAGGACAUUCGUAGGGAGCUUCCCAAGGAUCUUUCCCAGAGCACUACGAGACAGAAAGUCCAGAAAAUGACCUCAGGUUUUGAGACUGCUAUUGUUGAGGGAGUCAAGGUGACCCCUUCCGAGGGGUCACUGUCUCCUGAACAUUCGACCUAUUUGUUAGUGAGGUCUAAAGUUCAGAAAAUAUCCUCCACCCCAGAGAAUACUGCUACUGAGGCAAACAUUUCUAAGAAAUUGCUGCGUCCCAAGAGUCCUUCCAACUCAUUCGUGAAGUUCAUGGCACAGCAAAUCUUUUCAGAAAACCCUGAUAUGCAGAAGGAAAUUUAUGUGGAUCCUCGGUCUCCAAAUCUUCCUUCCAAAUCUUUGUUGAAGGCUGAAAUUGAGCACCAAAUUUUCUCAGAUUGGGAGAAUGCUGACACUGAGGAAGGCAUUUCUUUAAAGCAUGCUUCAAAGUCCUUGGGGAGGUCUGCAGAUCCACAAGAAGGUCUGUUAUUUUCAGAGAGGGCGCCUUGGAAAUGGAGCCAUUCUAAAUGCCAGAUACCUUCCAGAAAAGCGUCGGGGAAGCUUAAGUACCAGGAAGAAGUCCUCUCAGUUCCUGAUAGCUCUUCUGAAGAGUGGAGGAAUUCUGAAGAGCAGUUGCCUUCCAGACACCCUUCCAAAGCCUUGCCUGGGCCUGAAUUCCUGCCACCAACAGGCUUAGAGAGUGACCCUGUGGAGUGCAGCACUCUGGAGGAGCACCGACCUCACCCUUCCCAAGCUUUUGGAAAUGCUGAGAAUCAGCAGUCGGUUCAUUCAAGUUCCAAGAGUGCUGCUGCUGAGGGAAUCAUUUCUGAGGACAAUCCUGGAGCCUACUCUAAAGGCCGACUUUCUUCAAAGAGAAGCAAGAGACUCAGCCAAAGCUCUGAAGAUUUCACUAAGAGCAUCCUGACCUCAGCAACUAAUCCAGGGAAGGUUAUCAGUGCUCCUACCUGGAAAGUACCCAUUUCUGAGGAUACUUACCAUAAGGAGGAAAUUCGUCAGAGUGAUGAUAAUGAUGGUUACUCAUAUUUAUUCACCAAGGAAGCUAAUGUUGAAAAUCUUUCUGGAGCCCGACUGAAAAGACCGUCUUCUUCACGCAAGUAUAGGAGUGAGAAACCAAACAGCUUCACCCAGCUUCCUUCCUUCCCAAUUUCAUCCGGUAGAGGCAGAGAACAUCAAAUGAGAAGAAGUGUUUCCCAGGAGUUCCCAAAUACCACAGACAGCCUCACCACACCGUCUACCUUUGUGGAGAAACAUCAGAGCAGAGCCAGAUAUGAAGGUAUGGCCAAGAAGCAUCCAAUUUACAACACCCCAGGAAAAUCUCGUCGGCAAUCAGAUUCUUACACCUCAGAUCCAGCUUGGUUUACUAUGACAAGGCAGGACCGUAAGGGCUCCCAGAUCUACAUUCCUGCAAAAGAGACCAAAACCAAGAGCACAGCUGGAGCCAAAACUGAUACCAAGGAGCCUAGACGUGGCAUAAGACCUGAGACAGCCCAGAAAACAUUCCAAAAGGGAGCUGGACUUGCAAGUGAAAAACAACCAAAAAAGAUUCUCAUUUCCAUUAUCCACAGACAGGAGAAGAAGGCACAGAUAAAGCCCUCUAAGUCUACCACAUCAGUUGUAUUUGAAGAUCAGAAGAUGCUUCGCACAUCUGGCACGGGAAAAGAAAUGAAACGAUCUUUAAGUCUUCCAUCUGGGCUCCAAAACCCAGAUGAGCUGGUUAAGUCGAAUGACCCCACUGAGCCUGUCUGGUUCUCCAUUGCCAAGAAGAAAGCCAAAGCGUGGAGCCACAUAGCAGAUACCAUGAAAUAAAUAGUUCCUUGGUGGAGCAUCAGCAUUUUAAAUGACAAUUGCUAAUAGCUAUAGCAAUUCUACGCAAUGAUUACAUUAAGCAAAAAAGCUUUAUAAGUGAGAAUUAAAUUUUUAAUUAUUUAAUGAAUAUUAUUAAUGCUUAACCUUCCAUAUAGUCACUGCCAGCAUCCUGAAAACUAGCAUUUUCUCUAUAAAAACUGUGGAAAUAUUUGCACUGCUGUAGAAUUUUGAAAUCUUUUAACUUUGGUCAAUGUGCCUUAGAAGGAAGAAAGUAAAAACAUUUUGUUGGAGUAACUAAAAGAUUGUGUUUCCCUCAUCUACAUAAAGUAAUUCUCAUGGAAAUUUUCAGAUAAUUUAGCCUAGAGAUUGGAUUAUAGGUUUUAGGAACCUAGAUAAAUGCGUACCUAUUUGGCUGCUGCUCUAAGCUUUGCAAAGGCUUCUAGAAGAUAUGGUGGAAGUGAAAAUUCUGGGUUUCAAAGGAAAUUUUUACAUAGCCAGGCCCCUAAUCAGCCCACUACCCAUUGAAGCCCUUUCCCAUGUGUCCUGGGCUCCCCUAACGAUAGUGGGUGCUAGUAACACACAGAGCACUUCUAUCAAGUUCCCUCCCUUUUUGCACCUGGCAGGCCUGGCACCAGUGGGUGGCCCCCUAGCAGGCAGAACAUUUCUUGAAGAUUAUUCUACUCCUCUGGAUGAUUAGUCUAUCAAUGUCUGAUCCUUUGUCCCAACACUACUAGGGACCCUCUCUAAUUUCUCAGAAAAGUAAAUGUGCUUCCAAUCAUACACAUGCUGCUGUUUAAGCACCUACUUCCCUGUCAAAAGUCAACCUUUCACAGAUGUCAAAAGCUGUACUUUCCAUCAGGCAGAGGACAAGCUGACCGCCCUGAGUUUGGAGGCCCUGGGAGGUCCCUUCUCCUCUGGCUCUGGCCUUGACAUGGACAACUCCAUGUAGAUCAACUUCCCAUCCAUCCCUUCUCCUCAGUGUCUGUGCUUCACAAGGGUUUAGCCCAAGGCAAGUCCUCCAUGCUAAAUCCACAGAGACGUGAGCUGGAAGCCUCAAGCGAUGAAACCAGCCUCUCCCCACCCUCACUCCUAGAGGCGCACUCCUCAAAAGAUACUAGGCGCCCACCUCCCCAGUAAUCCCUCCACCCUCACCCAUGAGGACGAGAGGAGGCUGAAAGGCCAGAGCGGGGAGGGAGAGUCGGGAGGAGGAGGCUGCCCUUUCUAGGAGGAGGGGCAAUAGCCAAACACACUUUGACUCCUCCUUUCCCUUUGGCAACCAUUUUGCCCUUGAGGCACAGCUUCCACGAAGCACCCCCAGGGAGAGGAGAAAAGAUGAGGGCCUCCUCUCCUAGAGUCGGCUCCUCGACUGGUUUGCUUUUCAAGGCGCACACCCUCUAGUGUCCCAUGCGGGCUCUCUGGAAGCUAGACAAUCUUCCUUUCCCUGUGCUUCCCUUUAUUCCACCCCAAGCCCACCAAGCACUAAGGGAGAGCGCCCUUUAGAUACACGGGCAGCAAACCUAGCUCAUUUCCCUGCAGGCACAGAACUGACUUCUCAGGAUAGCUAUCACCAUAUCUGCCUGUCACGCUGGGGCUACUUCGUUUAAACGAAAGUUCAGGCCUGACCUUGUAAUUGUGCCCUUAUAUUCUGAGUGGGAUACUACCUGGUGCAAAAAAAAGUCUAGGGAGACAGUGAAAUCUCAGAGUUAAUUUAAAUACUUGGUGCUGGUUUUUGCUGAUGAUGGUAUAAUGUGACACUGUACAACCUAAUGUGGGAUUGUGUGUUUUCUCUAUAAAACAUCUAUUUUUCCUGAUAUUGUAUCUUUACCUUUUUGAUAAUGCUAGGUUUUUGAAUAACUGGAGUUUUCCUCCCUUUUUAUUCCCAUAGUGAGUAGUUCAUUUAUAUAGAUGCUCUUUACUCAGAUAUCCUGGUACUUUCUCAGGAGUGGACCGCUUUUAGGUUAUUCUCACUCUGAGAAUUCCAUUAAUGGUUUCUUUGCCACUGUUAAAGCUGUGUUCUUAAAUGAAGAGGUUUUUUUUAAUGUAUAGGGGCACAUUCUGGUAGAUUUUCAGUUUCUUUUAGCUUUCUUGAUUUUUGAUAUAUGCAAAGCAAAUAAAUUCAAUAA
Molecule: messenger RNA, 7772 nt
Organism: Chinchilla lanigera (long-tailed chinchilla)
Lineage: Eukaryota; Metazoa; Chordata; Mammalia; Rodentia; Chinchillidae
Product: KIAA1210 ortholog
Exons: 12
Coding region: 97-5649 (1850 amino acids)
Source: RefSeq, a predicted model, not a curated record